CCGGGAGAUAUUUUCCUUAGAUUUUUUUGGGGAAUCUCUUUGCGCGAUAGCAAGAAGAGAAACCUCGCACCGGUUCCUGCUCUUCGGGGGCGGGAUUGAUUGGCGCGGGCCGCGGGGGUCAUCGAGUUCUUAGGAGAUCGAUCUUGCUAGUCCGUCGGAUAGAGCGGUUCUGUCGCGAUGAAUCCUUCCGUGCAAACUCGAUGCGGUCCCUGUUUUUUGCCCUACCGCUCGCGCCUGCUCUCGAUCUGGGAAUGUCGGUGGAGCAAAGGUUGGGCAUGACGCAUAUGUUUCCAAAUGGAGGUGCCUCGUCCAGCUCAACCUCUAUGAGCAGCCAGAGGAGCGAGACAGAUGAUGACAAGAUGAUUGCAAUGGUUCUUGAAGAAGAAUAUGCGAAGCUAGAUGGUGCUAUGGCCAAGCGCCUUACGAACUUGACAUCUAUUCCUCAUGUUCCCCGGAUUAAUACAUACUUCCCGACAUAUAGUGAUGCCACCAUGGAUCAUCAUCGUCUUCAUGACAGGUUAGAUGCAUAUGGCUUGUUUGAAGUGAGGGUAUCAGGUGAUGGCAAUUGUCAGUUCCGUGCACUCUCAGACCAGCUAUAUCGAUCACCUGAGUAUCACAAGCAUGUUCGGAAAGAGAUAGUGAAGCAGCUCAAGGCGUGCAACUCUUUGUAUGAGGGGCAUGUCCCAAUGAAAUAUAAACACUAUUGCAAGAAGAUGAAAAAAUCUGGGGAAUGGGGAGACCAUGUCACAUUGCAAGCAGCUGCUGAUAAGUUUGCUGCGAAGAUAUGCCUUCUAACAUCUUUCAGAGAUACCUGUUUUGUUGAAAUUGUUCCACAGUAUCAGGCUCCACAGAGAGAGCUUUGGCUAAGUUUCUGGUCCGAAAUUCACUACAACUCACUAUAUGAUGCUCGAGAUCUCCCGAGCAAAUACAAGCCUAGAAAGAAGCACUGGUUGUUUUAGAUUCAUCUGUUGCUUCAGGCUUGAAUUUUAUCACAUGGCCUUUUCGAUAUUGCGGGCUGGCCACAUCCUGGAGAGCGGACACCUACCUCUGAUUUUCUCCACUGGAGAUCUGAGUCAUUGGAUUAUUGGAUGCGUACCUUGGUGCAGUAAUAUAAUCAGAUGUAGCUCGAUACUGAAACCGAGGUUGCUUCCUUGUGCAUAGAUAUUUAUACUAACAGAUAGGUUGGUUGUAUACAUGUUUGUUCAUUGUUACAUUUUUUAUGCGAUGCUGCUACAUGUUAUUCCAUUCACUUUGUUUAUGGGAAAUUCUCAGACUGGAUUGUGCACUGUCA
This is a messenger RNA of Triticum aestivum (bread wheat), 1291 nucleotides long. Its product is annotated as OVARIAN TUMOR DOMAIN-containing deubiquitinating enzyme 12. The transcript is spliced from 10 exons. Gene Ontology annotation, biological process: protein deubiquitination. Gene Ontology annotation, molecular function: cysteine-type deubiquitinase activity. Bases 201 to 959 code for a protein of 252 amino acids. NCBI's taxonomy places the organism in Eukaryota, Viridiplantae, Streptophyta, Magnoliopsida, Poales, Poaceae. The record is from RefSeq and is a predicted model, not a curated record.